GCCCCUCUCUCUAACCCGAGAGUAGCUGCUGUUUCUGAGCCGACGAUUCGUAGGGAGGACCCUUGCGCGGUUCCCCUUUGCUCUCCCUUCUGCGGGCCUUUCCGAUAUCUCAGCGGUGUCCAGAGCGUACCACGUUCUCGUCUACUCACUUGAUUUUUUGCAGAGGUGGCUACCGUUGGCCCCAAGAGUUCGCUGUCGAAAGUGCUGGCACCCGCGAAGGCGUCGGGAGCAGCUGGGUGGGACGGUUCAAGAUGGCGUGCCUAUUGGAGACCCCGAUCCGCAUGAGCGUCCUCUCGGCAAAAAGAGACCAAUUGUUGUGCCUCGAAUGGCCGCCUACAAGCUUUCAAGACCCCAGGCACUAUGCAUUUAUUGAACUAGGAUAAGAACAGAACCACUAAAUAUAUUAUUAGGCCAAUUAACUGGGAUAUCCCAUGAAACCAUGAGCUGAAACCUCCAGAUCAAGAAACCAAAUCCCAGGAUGUUUUUGGCUGAAGUGACAGCUAGCAGUCGCCACUAUGUUGACAGGCUGUUUGACCCUGAUCCCCAGAAAGUUCUACAAGGUGUCAUAGACAUGAAGAAUGCUGUAAUUGGAAACAACAAGCAGAAAGCCAACCUCAUUGUUUUAGGAGCUGUUCCAAGGUUGUUGUACUUGCUUCAGCAAGAAGCCUCAAGCACAGAGCUGAAAGCUGAAUGUGCAGUGGUAUUGGGAAGUCUUGCUAUGGGUACUGAAAACAAUGUCAAGUCUCUACUGGACUGCCAUAUUAUCCCUGCCUUACUGCAAGGACUACUGUCCCCAGACCUGAAGUUCAUUGAAGCUUGCCUCCGAUGCCUGCGCACCAUCUUUACCAGUCCUGUCACUCCUGAGGAGCUACUGUACACGGAUGCCACAGUGAUACCGCACCUUAUGGCACUGCUUAGCAGGUCUCGCUACACCCAGGAGUACAUCUGUCAGAUCUUCUCACACUGCUGUAAAGGGCCAGAUCAUCAAACAAUUUUAUUUAACCAUGGUGCAGUUCAGAAUAUUGCUCACCUACUAACCUCAGUGUCCUACAAAGUUCGAAUGCAAGCACUGAAAUGCUUCUCAGUUUUAGCUUUUGAAAACCCCCAGGUAUCGAUGACCCUGGUAAAUGUUUUGGUUGAUGGAGAAUUGUUACCACAGAUUUUUGUGAAGAUGUUACAGAGGGAUAAGCCUAUUGAGAUGCAGCUCACAUCAGCAAAAUGUUUAACUUAUAUGUGUAGAGCUGGAGCAAUUCGUACAGAUGACAGCUGUAUUGUAUUAAAGACAUUGCCUUGUUUGGUUCGAAUGUGCAGCAAGGAGAGAUUACUGGAGGAGAGAGUUGAAGGAGCUGAGACACUGGCAUACCUGAUUGAACCAGAUGUUGAGCUACAGAGAAUUGCUAGCAUAACUGAUCACCUCAUUGCCAUGCUUGCUGAUUAUUUCAAAUACCCCAGCUCAGUGAGUGCCAUCACUGAUAUUAAAAGGCUUGAUCAUGACUUAAAACAUGCUCAUGAACUCCGCCAGGCCGCAUUCAAGCUCUAUGCCUCUCUAGGAGCAAACGAUGAAGACAUCCGGAAGAAGAUCAUUGAGACUGAAAAUAUGAUGGACCGAAUUGUGACUGGCUUGUCUGAGUCUAGUGUCAAGGUGCGGCUAGCUGCCGUCAGGUGUUUGCACAGUUUAUCCAGAUCUGUGCAGCAGCUUCGAACCAGUUUCCAGGAUCAUGCUGUAUGGAAACCUUUAAUGAAGGUUUUACAAAAUGCACCAGAUGAAAUCCUAGUAGUAGCAUCUUCCAUGCUCUGUAAUCUGCUUCUUGAAUUUUCUCCGAGCAAAGAGCCGAUUUUAGAAUCAGGAGCUGUAGAGCUACUUUGUGGAUUAACCCAGAGUGACAAUCCCGCUUUAAGAGUGAAUGGAAUUUGGGCAUUAAUGAAUAUGGCAUUUCAGGCUGAACAAAAAAUAAAAGCUGAUAUUUUACGAAGCUUGAGUACUGAACAGCUAUUCCGGUUAUUAUCAGAUUCAGAUUUGAAUGUGCUGAUGAAGACAUUGGGACUUCUUAGGAAUCUCCUCUCUACUCGUCCUCAUAUAGAUAAAAUAAUGAGUACCCAUGGAAAGCAAAUUAUGCAAGCCGUCACCCUUAUUCUAGAAGGGGAACAUAACAUAGAGGUCAAAGAGCAGACACUGUGCAUCCUGGCCAACAUAGCGGAUGGGACAACGGCAAAAGAACUUAUUAUGACCAAUGAUGACAUACUGCAGAAAAUCAAGUAUUACAUGGGUCAUUCACAUGUCAAACUGCAGCUUGCUGCAAUGUUUUGUAUAUCAAACCUCAUAUGGAAUGAAGAGGAAGGCUCACAAGAACGUCAGGAUAAAUUACGAGACAUGGGCAUCGUAGAUAUUCUACAUAAGCUGAGUCAGUCACCAGAUCCAAACCUUUGUGACAAGGCAAAGACGGCACUGCAGCAGUACCUGGCGUGAUGGGAGGCACCCCCGGGCACCUGCGAGCACCCCGCAUCCUUGUUAAGGAAGUACAGGAAUUAGCCUCAUUUGAUUCUUUCUAUUUGCACAAGUCACCUUGGACUGCAGGGAGCUGUUUUGCAAAAGCAGUUUAGUAGGCUUAGAUCUCAAAUUCAUCUCGAGAACACUUUUUUUGAGGUAGUAAUUUCCUCAGAGGACUUUUGUGUUUUUUGUUUUCUGAGCUACCUGGACUUUUUAUUAGAACAAUCAAUCAUCAUUUUCCUUUGGACCUACAAUUUUUUGCCUAUGCUGCAGCCACUUUGUGAAUGAGAACGAAUGUGUCUGUGUGUACGCACAGGCAUGCGUGUACGUGUGUGUGUGUGCGCGCACCUGGGUCAGCGUGGAUGUAUGUGUGUGAGAGGGAUACCUCAGAAUUUUCUUUUCUUAUUUUGUGUGAAAAUCUCUUUUCUACAGAUUUUCCAGGGUUUAAGCGUUGCUUGCUGUAUAAAAACUUUACUGAAUUAUAUACAGUUUGAAUGAAAUGUUAUUUUAAAAACAAAAUAAUUGUUAAGUGUUCCAUAAAGGUUAUGUUAAAUUUUGGUCAGAUGAAUAUUUGUAAGUAAAAAAUAUAUGCAUUUCUGAACCUCAA
This is a messenger RNA of Loxodonta africana (African savanna elephant), 3095 nucleotides long. RefSeq names its product armadillo repeat containing 8 (gene ARMC8). The coding region runs from base 479 to 2467 and encodes 662 amino acids. Gene Ontology annotation, biological process: proteasome-mediated ubiquitin-dependent protein catabolic process. Gene Ontology annotation, cellular component: GID complex. The record is from RefSeq and is a predicted model, not a curated record. Gene Ontology annotation, molecular function: protein binding. The transcript has 23 exons. NCBI's taxonomy places the organism in Eukaryota, Metazoa, Chordata, Mammalia, Proboscidea, Elephantidae.